UUUUGUUACACUUCUUUCACUUUUCAGAUUUUCAGAGAAUCUCAGAUCACACAGACAAAACGUGAGAAUUUUUUUAAUUGUUCUGUGUGUUGGUACGAAGGAAGAGAAACAAGAAUGAACGAUUGGGUAUCUCUGGGGUUAGGUUCGGUUGGGGGAGCUUUGGUCUCGGAGGCUCUUAAACUUGUGAUUAAAGAGGCAAAGAAGUACAAAUCCUUCAAACCCUUGUCCAAAGAUCUCGCGGAAACGAUGGAGAGAUUGCUUCCGUUGACCAAAGAGAUCGAUUCGAUGCAAAACGAGCUAGACCUUGGUGCAGGGGAGCUAAAACAACUGAUGGAAACGAUAAGAAAAGCUUAUGAACUGGUUCGCGAGCUCAAAGACCACGACGAAGUCCCGUUCUACGAGAAAUCUACUUACGCCAGAGAAAUAGAGGAUAUUAAUAAAGAGAUGACCAAGUUCUGUGAUAUUAAUCUUCAGGUUCUUCAGUAUAGGAACCAGUUGAAGUUGUUGAAUAUAGGGGGACACCUUGUUGAUAUGGUGUACGACAUAGGUGUUAAAAUAGAUGGCUCUAGCGUUGCUCCUGUCCCUGUUUUUAGAGACCUUUGUUCGGUUCCUAAGCUUAAUAAGGCACCCGUUGGUUUCGCUUGGCCAUUGAUGGAGCUUAAGAAGAAACUCCUUGACGAUGCAGUUGUUAAUCUUGUGGUCUCUGCUCCUCCCGGGUGUGGGAAGACCACUCUAGCUACUCAGCUUUGCCACGACGCAGGUGUCAAAGGGCAUUUCAAGCAUAUCUUCUUUAAUGUUGUCUCAAGUAGUCCUAACUUUAAGGCCAUAGUACAGAAUCUACUCCAGCACAACGGUUAUGCUCCACAUACAUUUGAGAAUGAGUCUCAAGCAACCGUUGGUUUAAGAAACCUGCUUGAGAAACUCAGAGAAGACGGUCCUAUUUUGUUGGUGUUGGAUGAUGUGUGGAGAGGAGCCGAGUUGUUUCUUCAGAAAUUUCGAAUUGAUUUGCCAGAUUAUAAGAUUUUGGUGACGUCUCGGUUUGAUUUUCCGAGCUUUGGAUUCAACUAUCAUUUGAAACCUUUGGAAGAUCAAGAUGCAAGAGCCCUUCUUAUUCAAUGGGCAUCACGGCCUGAUAAGACAUCUGACAAAGAUUAUGAACUUCUUCUCAAAAAGAUAUUGAAACGCUGUAAUGGAUUCCCAAUAGUUAUUGAAGUAGUUGGCGUUUCACUGAAAGGACAAACUCUAAAUACAUGGAAAGGGCAGGUGGAAAGCUGGUCUCAAGGGGAAACUAUUCUUGACAGUCCUUCUCAGCCUACUGUGUUGGAAUGUCUGGAGCCUAGCUUUGAUGCACUGGUACCUAAUCUCAAAGAGUGUUUCUUGGACAUGGGUUCAUUUCUUGAAGACCAAAAGAUACGUGCUUCUGUAAUCAUUGACAUGUGGAUGGAACUAUAUGGUAAAAGUAGUAGUAUCUUGUGCAUGACGUACCUUGAAGACCUUGCCUCUCAGAAUCUACUUAAACUUGUUCUUCUUGGAAGUGAGACUGAGGAUGGUUUCUACAAUGAGUUCUUAGUCACUCAACAUGAUAUCCUUAGGGAGUUGGCUAUCCGUCAAAGCGAAUUGGAACCAAUCUUGGAAAGGAAAAGACUAAAUAUGGAGAUAAGAGAUGAUACAUUUCCAGACUGGUCUUUGAAUGGACCUGUUGUUAAUGCUUCUCUGUUGUCUAUCUCCACAGAUGAUUUGUUCUCAUCAAACUGGGUUGAAAUAGAUUGUCCCAAUGUGGAGGCUUUAGUUCUUAUUCUCUCUUCAUCAGAUUAUGCAUUACCAAGCUUCAUUGCUGGAAUGAGGAAGCUAAAGGUUCUGACAAUAACAAAUCAUGGUUUCUAUCCAGCAAGAUUGACUAACUUCUCCUGUCUCAGCUCGUUACCUAACCUGAAACGGAUCAGACUGGAGAAAGUUUCAGUCACGUUGCUAGACAUUGUCCAGUUACAACUGGUCAGCCUCAAGAAGUUGUCUUUGGUUAUGUGUAGUUUUGGUGAUGUUUUCUAUGACUCUGAAGAUAUAGAUGUCUCUAAAGCCCUUCCUAGUUUACAGGAGAUUGACAUAGACUAUUGCUAUGAUCUUGAUGAGUUACCUUAUUGGGUGUGUGAAGUUGUUUCAUUGAAGACACUUAGCAUCACAAACUGUAACAAGAUCUCUCUACUUCCAAAAGCUAUAGGCAACUUGAGUAAGUUAGAAGUGUUGAGGGUGAGUUCUUGCAUUAAUCUCUCUGAGCUGCCUGAAACGGUUGAUAGACUCAGCAACUUGCGGUUUCUAGAUAUAUCUCAUUGCUUGGGAUUGAGAAAGUUGCCUCUAGAGAUUGGGAAGUUACAGAAGCUGAAGAAGAUCUCAAUGAGAAAGUGUUGGAGGUGCGAACUGCCAGAUUCAGUGAGGGAUCUAGAGGAUUUGGAGGUGAAAUGUGAGGAAGAAACUAGGUUGGUCUUGUGGGAAAGGUUGAUGAAAAAAAUGACAAACUUGACAGUUCAUGAGGAGGAAACAGAGCAUAAUCUCAACUUGCUUCAAAUGUUUUAAGUUGUGAAUAGUGUUAAUUAUUAUAGCUUUGGGCAGAUUUAUUCAGUAAUAUUAUUAUUAUCAUCUAUCUAAAUGUAUAUUUUUAAAAAAAUAUUAAUAAAACUAAGAAUCGUCAAAACAAUCUUCAAU
Molecule: messenger RNA, 2697 nt
Organism: Eruca vesicaria subsp. sativa (arugula)
Lineage: Eukaryota; Viridiplantae; Streptophyta; Magnoliopsida; Brassicales; Brassicaceae
Source: the annotation of a GenBank genome assembly